Messenger RNA from Malaclemys terrapin pileata, 2305 nucleotides. It is a transcript of the gene SMIM15, whose product is annotated as small integral membrane protein 15. The transcript is spliced from 2 exons. The record is from RefSeq and is a predicted model, not a curated record. Lineage: Eukaryota; Metazoa; Chordata; Testudines; Emydidae. The coding region runs from base 122 to 358 and encodes 78 amino acids.
CCGCGCUGUCUCCUUUUCCUGUUUCCGGUUGGCCAGGGAGUCUCCUGUCCUCGCGGCUUCUGGUUGUGGAGUCGCCGUUGGAGCCGGCGAGGCAGCGCGAGGAGGGGGUUUCCCCAAUUGGAUGGUAGAAAAGAUGUUUGAUAUCAAAGCGUGGGCUGAAUAUGUUGUGGAAUGGGCUGCGAAGGACCCCUAUGGCUUUCUUACCACUGUGAUCUUGGCCCUUACACCAUUGUUCCUAGCAAGUGCAGUGCUAUCAUGGAAACUGGCAAAAAUGAUUGAGGCCAGAGAGCGAGAGCAAAAGAAGAAACAGAAACGCCAGGAAAAUAUUGCAAAAGCCAAACGAACAAAGAGGGAUUAAGCGAGGCAAAAUGCCUUCCUUGUGCAAAUAAGAGCUUUUGUUGAAGCAUUCUUGUACACUUAUAUCUUUGUGUGGUGUUGUCUUCCUCCAACAAUCUUCUUGAAGUGACAUUUCAACUGAAAUGUUCUGCUUAAACAAUUUGUGGUGAAAUCUCUGUCUAAUCUGCAAUGGCAUUUGAUGUGUAUAUUUCAACCAGAUAUCACUUUCCAAUGAGUUUACUUUUGUAUGUUUACUUGCCAUACACUAAAAUGAAUGCACCGGUGGCGGGGAGGGGCUUGUUUUUUUAAAUUGGAACUGCUUUAGCAAUUGUUCAAACAUGUCAAUAUUAAAUUAUGGAAGAAAAAAUUAAAAUGUCUGACUUUCUAAAAAUACUGCAAUCAUUGGUUUUCUAGAAGCUUAGAAACUUUGUUUUUAUACAGCCUUUUUUUCUACUGUUGAUUUGUAUUCAUUAUAGUACUUUUUUUUUUUUCUUUCCCUGGUUUCAACUUGGCCCUGGAAUAGCAGUCCUUGUUUCUGCAACAGUUUUCAGCUUUGUGCUUUCAGGAGUUUGUUUUAUUAUAUGAACAGUGUUAGCAUUUCAUAUUAACUCAACUAAAUUCUUCAUGAGUGGCUCUCAAAAUCAGCUUCCUGGACUAUCAGUAGCCGACUGAGCCUCUUUUGGAUAGUUCACAGAAGGAAACUUUUUACAACCAAGCAGUAGGCAAAUGACUUCAUUUUCACAAUAUCCCAAUGUGAACAGCUCUUGCCUACAAUAUGCUUCACAAAAAUGAAUGUGGAGAUCCAUUUGGCAAAUAACUAAAUAUCAUUCUAGGUUUAGGUGAUGACAACAGUAACUCUAGAGCAGCAGACGAACUGCUUUGGAUAUUACCAGCUUUGAAAGGAUGGCUUAAUGAAAAGAAACAAAAGCUGCAUGUGAUUCUAGUGCUGUAAACAUUGCAAAGUAAGUUGAAGCCAAGGCUAACAGAUUUAAUUUAUUCAGAUUUUUCUGUCCAAAGAAUAAUAGUAAAAGUGAAAAAUGGGUAGUUUAAUGUGCUUUAGCAAAUCUUAAUUUUUAUUACUACUAUAGUUCCAAUGGGUCUGAUCCUGUAGUAGCAAUCAAGUUUUAGACCCUGUUCCAAUAACAUGUCUCUUAACCAGAGCAAAUAGAGUUGUGGUUUGUCAUACUGGAUUCUCAUGCCUAGCUCUUCACUUAGUAUGUAAAGGAUAAACCCCUAUGAAAGCAGAUGCUCUCUAUUAUUGAAAGGUGGAAGUGAAUAGGAGAUGAUACAUACCAAUACAAAUAAACAAGUUUUGUUAAAUCAAUCUUGGGCCUCGUCUACACUGGCAAUUUACAGCGCUGCAACUUUCUUGUGCGGGGGUGUGAAAAAACAACCCCCUGAGCACAGCAAGUUUCAGUGCUGUAAAGCACCAAUGUAGACAGUGCACGAGCACUGGGAGCCAUGCCCUCAGAGGUGGGUUGUAUGUGGGGUUUUUUUUAGCGCUGGGAGAGCUCUCAGCACUGCGCUGUGACUACAUACAAGGCAUGUUAAUAGUUGCCAGUGUAGACUAGCCCUUAGGUAAGAGUUAGAUGUGAAACAUUGAGGUGUAAUAGUUGGCUUUCUUCUGAGUCAAGUAUCAGAGGGGUAGCCGUGUUAGUCUGAAUCUGUAAAAAGCAACAGAGGGUCCUAUGGCACCUUUAAGACUAACAGAAGUAUUGGAGCAUAAGCUUUCAUGGGUGAAUGCCCACUUCAUCAGACGCAAGUUUUCUUCUGAGUGUUGCUCAAGACAAGUAUUGUUAGAAUGUAAAGCGUGUUCUCGCCUUUUUAUGAUCUACUGGAUUAAGUCUUCAGUGUUUGUCUUCAAUAUGGUUACACCUUGGUAUUUAUACAGUUUUGAUAGUUUUAAAAUGGAACAGACUCAAAACUAACUACAUUACAUAAAUAAAUUUGAUACUUUUUUUAAAAUGUU